AUGGCAUUGGAAAAGGUUCCAUAUUCCCCCUUCUUUUACUCUGUUUAUGUCAUGUUUAUGCUGAACUUGGUGAUCGCAUCCGAUACCUUAAGUCCAGGUCAGUCCAUUAAAGAUGGAGAAUUGGUCUCUUCAGGCCAAAGCUUUGAGCUUGGGUUCUUCACUCCAGAAAACUCCAAGUACAGGUACUUGGGGAUAUGGUACAAAUUCAGUCCUGAAAAAGUCGUUUGGGUUGCCAACCGAAACAACCCGCUCACUGAUUCAAAUGGUGUUCUUACAUUUAGCGAUGAGGGGAAUCUAUUUGUUCUCAACCGAUCAAAGAGCAUCAUCUGGUCUUCAAAUUCAUUCAGGGUUUUAAGAAACCCAGUCGCACAGUUGUUGGAUUCUGGUAACCUUGUCGUUUCAGAGAAUACAACUUCACAUUCUGGUGAAUGGUCAUGGGAGAGCUUUGACUAUCCAACUGACACCCUUUUAGCUGGUAUGCGAUUGGGAUGGAGCCUCAAAAUCGGUUUCGAAAGGCAUCUGACUUCUUGGAAAAGCACGGAUGAUCCUUCCUCUGGAGACUAUACCUUUGGAAUAAAUGUUAAUGGUUUGCCCCAAAAUGAAGUGCGCAAAAGAGGCUCCACAAAAACAUUUCGAAUAGGGCCAUGGAAUGGACUCCGCUUCAUGGGAACUCCAGCGCCUGAGAGUACCCUUUUCAAUCCGAGGUUUGUUUACAAUGAAACAGAUGUAUAUUUUGAGUUUGAAUCUUCAAGGGAUGAUAUCAUCACCAUAAUCACGUUGAAUCAAUCUGGUCUUAUUCAACGUCUUCUAAGGAAGAAAGAGAGCUCCACAUGGGAUGUCAUGACCUCAAAACCCCGCGAUCCAUGUGAUAACUAUGGGCAGUGUGGUGCUAAUAGUUUCUGCAAAAAUAACAGAGACCCUAGAUGCCAGUGCUUGCAGGGAUUCGUGCCCAAAUCCCAAGAAGAGUGGCAGUUAUUUAAUUCAACCAGUGGGUGCAUUAGGAAAGCUCGGUUGAAUUGCUCUCAAGAACCGAGCUUUCUGAAAAAUUCGAUGCUGAAUCUGCCCGAUCUGAUAAACUUCUGGUUAAACAAGAACAUGAGCCUCGACGAGUGCAAGGUGGAGUGUCUAAAAAACUGUUCUUGUACGGCCUAUGCUAAUUCAGAUGUUAGAGGAGGAGGAAGUGGCUGUUUGAUGUGGUUCGGUGAUCUCUUUGAUAUAAGAGAAUUUGAACAAGACAACUAUGUACAAAAUCUCUACAUAAAAUUAUCUGCUUCUGAGCUAGAUUCCAUCAAAAGCCCCGUCAAUAAGACAAAACUGUUGACCGUCACGGUGGCUUCGGUCAUUUCUGGAUUGCUUGUAGCAGCUAUAGCAUUGAGUAUUGUGUGGAAGAGCAGAACGAAAAGAAGAGGCUUACAGAGUCAGAAGGAAGACAUUGAUUUACCAUUAUAUGAUUUUUCGACCAUUGCCGUUGCUACAAGACAUUUCUCACAGACCAACAUGAUUGGAGCGGGUGGCUUUGGUUCAGUCUACAAGGGAAAUCUCUCCAUGGGUCAAGAAAUAGCGGUGAAGAGGCUGUCGAAAGGUUCGAGACAAGGCCUUGAAGAAUUUAUGAAUGAAGUACUCCUAAUUGCCAAACUUCAGCAUAAGAAUCUUGUCGGACUUCUUGGUUGUUGCAUUGAGGGAGAAGAAAGAAUGUUAAUAUAUGAGUAUAUGCCAAAUAAAAGCUUGGAUUAUUUCAUAUUCGAUGAUGACAGAAGCUUCUUGUUAGCAUGGAAAAGUCGCUUCGACAUAGUUUUAGGAAUUGCGAGAGGACUUCUUUAUCUUCAUCAAGAUUCAAAACUGCAAGUCAUUCACAGAGAUCUCAAAACAAGUAAUAUUUUGUUGGAUGCAGACCUCAAUCCUAAAAUCUCAGACUUUGGCCUUGCAAGAAUCUUUGGAGGCAAUGAAAGAGAAGCAAGAACGAGAAGAAUCAUUGGUACCUACGGCUACAUGUCUCCCGAAUAUGCUUUUGAUGGAAAAUUCUCUGUGAAAUCCGAUGUUUUUAGCCUUGGUGUAGUUUUGCUAGAGGUAGUAAGUGGCAAAAGGAACAGAGGGUUCUGCCAUCCUGAUCAUGAACACAACCUUCUUGCGCAUGUAAGUAUGGUAUGGUUGUCCAAACUCAUGUUUUUUAGUGAUGCUUAACUACAUAAAUGGAUUUGUGCCAGGCAUGGUUGCUGUGGAGCGCAGGCAGGUCCUUAGAGCUUCUACAUGAAUCUCU
Eucalyptus grandis is the source of this 2257-nucleotide messenger RNA. RefSeq names its product G-type lectin S-receptor-like serine/threonine-protein kinase At4g27290. Gene Ontology annotation, molecular function: protein serine/threonine kinase activity; ATP binding. NCBI's taxonomy places the organism in Eukaryota, Viridiplantae, Streptophyta, Magnoliopsida, Myrtales, Myrtaceae. Gene Ontology annotation, biological process: recognition of pollen; protein phosphorylation. The record is from RefSeq and is a predicted model, not a curated record.